Molecule: messenger RNA, 1212 nt
Organism: Parastagonospora nodorum SN15
Lineage: Eukaryota; Fungi; Ascomycota; Dothideomycetes; Pleosporales; Phaeosphaeriaceae
Exons: 3
Coding region: 1-1212 (403 amino acids)
Biological process (GO): secondary metabolic process
Cellular component (GO): cytosol; cytoplasm
Molecular function (GO): hydrolase activity; carboxy-lyase activity
Source: RefSeq, a predicted model, not a curated record
AUGAAGACGCUUCGACGUCAGAUCGUGGUGGUAGCAAUUACGAGCACUUUGCUAGCCAUCGCAAACGCAUCGUCUUUGAGCAGGAAAGCCUCCAUAGAUGCUCAUUCAAUCUUUGAACAAGCUGCAGUUGAUACUUUAGACUCUAUUGACCUUCAAUCCAUCCCUAAUUUGAAUGUCGAAGCAAUCCUUCAAGAGAUCUAUUUUACAAGAGCAGAGACCGCAGCAGCUAUACCUGCACGGCGCAUUGUCUCCAAUGUUACGGAAAUCAUUGAUGUCCAUGCACACUGCGUGCCAGAAUGGUACCGCGCGAUCGUUCCUAAGACUGGAGGUAAUCCAACACCAUCGUGGAACCUUACCGGCCAUUUGGACUUUAUGGCUAGUCAGGGUAUAUCUCGCGCCGUUCUCGCCUUCUCUUCGCCAGGUGCAAACGUGUACCCGGGUAACAAAACGGCGACAGUCGGGCUCGCUCGACUGAUCAACGAGCAGUCUGCCGCGUACGCGCAAACCCAUCCAGAAAGCUUCACCUUCUACGCCGUCGUCCCGCUACCAUAUACCGACGAAGCCAUUGUCGAAGCAAACUAUGCCCUGGACAUCCUUGGCGCUGCCGGCAUCGCGCUAUACUCCAAUUUUGAAGGGCAUUAUCUCGGCGACCCAACCUUCACGCCAUUCUUCGCUGCCAUCAAUGCCCGCGGGGGAGGCCAAAUCGUAUACAUUCACCCUACAACGCCGUAUGUGCGGGUGAAUGGCUCGCUCGUAGAAGCGAAUCCAACAAUUUAUCCGACUGGCAACAUAGAAUUCUUCUUCGAAACAGCGCGCGUGCUAGAAGACCUCGCCGUCACCCAGACCAUACUUAACUUCACCAAUAUCAACUAUAUCAUCCCACACGUUGGUGGCGCAUGGCCAUCGGUUGCAGAUCGGUUGUUGAAGUCGUUUCCGGGGAUAUAUGAUCGCACGUUGGCGGCGCUUCAGACACGAUUUUAUUGGGACUCCGCAGGGCCGACGUAUUUCCAUCAAGUUGCUGGGCUGAUUGCGUAUGGCAUUCCGGCGACACAGUUGAUGUUUGGCACAGACUAUCCGUAUGCGCCACUCUUUGCGUAUGUGACUAGUCUGGUGGGUGUUGCGACGAGCCCAUUUGUUGGAGAUGAGGACAGACCGGGGAUUUGGAGGGCAAAUGCGCAGAGACUGUUUGGGGCGCGUAUCCCGGAACGAUAG